Molecule: messenger RNA, 2549 nt
Organism: Pieris rapae (cabbage white)
Lineage: Eukaryota; Metazoa; Arthropoda; Insecta; Lepidoptera; Pieridae
Product: NEDD8 ultimate buster 1
Exons: 13
Coding region: 195-2006 (603 amino acids)
Biological process (GO): regulation of ubiquitin-dependent protein catabolic process
Molecular function (GO): protein binding
Source: RefSeq, a predicted model, not a curated record
UGACUGUCUGCUUUGUUAUUGUUAAUUGUUUGUAAAAUAUUUCUAGCUCAUGCUUAGAAUUUUAAUAAUAGGUUUUAUGAAAUGCGGCUAAAUUAUAAUAUUUUAAGUAUUACGGUCUCGCAAUUAUUUGUUUGCUGUUUCUAGAUAAAUUUGCUGAAUACAUUAAUAAUUUGCUAAACUGAAUUACAUCCACCAUGCAAAGCAGUUUGGAGCACGAAGACUUGUUAAUAAAACUACGAGCAAAAUUAAACGAAGGUAAAAUUAAGUUAUGGGAACCUCCCUAUGUAUCUACAGAAGGAGAUAUGUCUCAUAACUUUCAGGAGCUUGCAAACAGAAUAGCAUCUGAGCUAUCUCUAGAUAUGACUAUAGUUCUAGAUGGUUUGCUUGAAUUACAACAACAUUCUGUUGAUAGAUCAAAAGCUAAUGAAGAAUUUAAAGAAACAGGAUGUGCUACUUUGCGAGUUAAGGCUCCUGGAAGAGGGGAAAAAGGAGUAUUUAAAGUCUUGAAGAAACUGAAUGUUAUGGGUUCAGAACUGAUUGAUACAAUUUCUGAGGUGUUAGGAGUUGAAAACACAAGAUUAAAAUUGAUAUUCAAUGGUAAAGUUAUAAACCCCACCUGCAGCCUAGAAGAUCAAGGUGUUAAAAAUGGAAUUCAACUUAUGGCAUUAAUUAUGGCAGAAAAUACAGAGGCGCUUAAGAGAGAGGAUGAUAUGUAUCUCCAGAUGAAACGGACACUGGAGGAUGCCACCCUGCUCUCAGAAUGCUACGAUGACCUUGGUGACGAGUCAUAUUUGAAUUUAGAAGACCAGACUGGAAAAACAGUGGAUCUACCUAAGACAGAACGGAGGUCGUUAUUCAUAGGCCUCGCAUUACACGAGAGGGGACGCACUUGUAUAAAAAAGCGGGAAUAUUCAUUUGCUCUUGUGUUACUUUUGGAAGCUGAUCGACAACUCAGUGAAUGUCGGGCCCAAAUCCUAAACACGGUUGACAACUAUGGAGUGCUGCAACUGGACAUAGCGUGGUGUUACCUCGGCUUGCAAAGCCUUCAAGCCGCGAAUGACGCGGCCGCGAGGCUCACGAAGGCUGAAGUGGCCUUCACCAAUAGCUACGGACCAGAACAGCAGAGGCUGAUCGCUCUUAAGGGCACGGAUGCCAACGAACGAGUACUCUUCAUGCGGUUGUACCUACUUCAGGGUAUCGUGGCCUAUCAUCAGAACAAUAGGACCCUGGCUAAGGAGUUACUCGAUAAGGCUGAAAGAGAACUGAAUAACCUGAGGGUAGACGAGUCGUCAGUGCAAGCCCUAAUGGAGUUGGGCUGGAGCGAGUGCCAGGCGUACGCCGGCCUCAGAGCGGCUCAAGGGGACGUGAACGGGGCGCAUCAUUACCUCGACUCGGCCACCAGAAGAAGGGAACUGGAGAGGCGGGCCAACAGGGAUGAUAGAGAACAACGCGCGCUAGGACUGUGCGAGGACGGCAGCCCCGUCGACAAACAACUCACUGAGAGCCUCAUAGCAAUGGGUUACUCCAGGAAACUGGCCGUCCUUGCCCUCAGGAACUCCAAUAACAACGUCACGGAUGCUGUCAGGAUCAUACAGGAGCAACCCGAGUUGUUGGAGGACAGUGACAUCUCCGAAGAAGAAGAGUCGACAGAACCGGUGGAACUGGAUAACCAACUCCUCGCUGAGUUAUGUUCAAUGGGGUUCGAGAGUGAGACGGCGAAAUACGCUUUGAAGCUGAGUCGAAACGAUUUGGUUCGCGCCUUGGACGUCCUUCACAGCGAUGGGCCUUGUGCCGACCAAAAUGACACUAACAACCCGUCCACCAGCACCGAAGCUAACACCAGUCGGAAGAGGCAGAAAAAAGAAGAGAAGAGACGGAAGAAAAAAGCCCGACAGCUUGCAGUCCAUCGAUUAAGGCAGACCAUACGCUAUGAAGACGACGACUACCUCAGCUCGCCGCUCUCUGAGGAGGAGCACUUCCUGAUACAAUAUAAGUCUUUAUUGUAAACAUAUCGACAUAUAGAAUGGAUAACAAUAUUUAUGUAAAAAGUGUUUGUUGUUUUUCAUCGUUAAAGUCGUAUUGAAUUGACGUUUUCACAGGAAUUGUUGCAAGGUAGUGAAUUUACGUACAUUGUAUACUAUUGUAAAACUUAUACUGAAGCAACUUGCAAAAUAAAUGGUCACACCCAAUAAAACUAGAUGGCGCUGCAAAAUUUUAUUUAUGGCUUUUGUUUUUGUUAAAGAUCUAUAACAAAAUGCUGUAACUGUCCUAGUUCCUACUGCCAGACGUAUGACGUCACUCGAAUUAACCUUAUUACAAAAAGUAACAUAUCUAUAUAUCGCCGGACGCCGUCUCUUUCUAUCAAAUUGUAUUUACGGUUCAAUGAAAAGAGCCGAGGGAAUGGGACUUAGUCCCGACUUUUCCACUUGGAACCAUUUGGAAAUGUUGACUGUAUUUUAAAUAAACGUAGUAUUUAGUAUAUUCACGUGUAUGUACGUUGUGUUUGUUGUCUAUUUUAUAAAUGUUUUUAAAUAAAAUUGUUUUGUGAA